UCGUUCAGUUCGAUGAAAGAUGCCCUGCUUUUCCGCCUCCAAUGUGCGUUUCGUCAGCGCCGAGUCGCAGUUGCAGCAAAAGUGCAACGAGCUGAGGGCCAGGGCACGUGCCCAAACAGCGGCCUAUCGUCCGCCGGCGGGUGGCUUUCGUCCUUCCACCACCGCCUUUGGAUCCUUCAGGAGGCCACCGCCCUGCGACCAGACGGCGGCCUAUGACCAGAAGCAACUGAAGCGCAAUGAACGGGAGCGAAAGCGCAAUCAGGGCACCAAACAGGUGGUGCUGCGUCCUGGUGAGGUGCGACGCCUCAAGGAUCAGGGAAAGCUGGAGACCGUGGGCGAGAAGCUGCAGAGGAUCGAACAGCUGGAGGAGGAUCACCGCCGACAACUGCAGAUGGUCGAGGAGACGCGGCGGCGCUUCAAGGCCAUCGACGAGGCGCGAGGGGGUGGCGUCUCCGAGGCCAGGAUCAGCCUGCUCAGCGAGAUCCUGGAGGAGAAGCAGUCAGUGCUGGGCCGCGCCUUCCUCGCCCGCCAGGAGCAGGAGCAGGAGGUGAAGCAGAUCAACCGCAUGAUUCUCGACGCCAAGUGCAAGGCGGUAAGGGAGGCGCAGAUCCAGGAGAAGCACCUCCUUUCGAAGGCUUUGCGGGAGGACGAUGAGCGGCUGGCGCGCAUGGUGAAUGAGCGGGCCCAAAAGGCAUUGACCGAGGAGGAUGAGCGCGAGCGGCUGGAGGUGGAGAAGCGCAAUCGCUAUGCUCAGGAGAUUCGGCAGCAGCUCUCGGAGCGGGAGAAUGUGCGCUAUUUGGAAGCCAAGCGGGUGGCCGACGAGGCCAAGGACAUCCGACGAGCCACCGAACUCCUACGUGGCCAGGAGGAGCAGCAGCGUGCCUCCGUGCAGCAGCGCAAGCAGAGAUUCCGUGAGGAGCUCCAGCGCAUCCGGGACAUGUCGAAUGUCUUCAAGACCAUGCUCAGCGAACAGGAGCGACUGGCCGAGCUGCGGGUGACCGCCUACAUGCGCGAGAAGCAGGAGAAGGAGCGCCAGCUGAAGGAGAUGCAGCGGCUGGCCAAAAAGGAGUUCGAGCGCCGCCAGCAGCGCAUCUUCACAGUGGCCGCCGAGGCCAUGGAAACACGUCAGACCAACGACGAGCUGAAGUAUCUAAAGGAGCGGGAUCGUGUGGAGCGGGAGUACCGCCAGCGGGAAAAGGAGGCGGCCAUUUCGAGGAGGGAGGCGGAGCGUGAUCUCCUCGAGUCACGGGCCCAGCAGGCUCAGGAAAUGAAGCAACGCCUGGCUCUGGAGAUUGCCCAUGCCGGCGAGGAGUUCGCCAAGGUCAUGGAGAGGAUGCGCAAGGAGGAGGAGAAGGAGAAGGCCUUGGACAGGCAGCGGGAGUCCCAAAGGCAGUUGUAUCGGCAGGACCUGCGCCAGCAGAUGACCGACAAGCAGGCGGAGCGCCGGCGACUAGCCGAAAUGGAGGCGGUGAGGGUGCAGAAGUGGCUGGAGCAGGAGAAGCAGCGGGACGCCAACAUCCGGCAGGUGAUCAGCGCCAAGAUCGCGGCCAUGCGAGAAAACUGCCUGCCGGAGAAGUAUCUGCGGGAGGUGGAGAAGCAGCUGAAGAGCAUUCAGGCCUCGCGCGAUCGCAUUCGAUGA
Drosophila takahashii is the source of this 1639-nucleotide messenger RNA. RefSeq names its product cilia- and flagella-associated protein 45. Lineage: Eukaryota; Metazoa; Arthropoda; Insecta; Diptera; Drosophilidae. The record is from RefSeq and is a predicted model, not a curated record.